UCUCAAGUAAUGCCCUCCUUGAUUACUGGAAUGAGUUUGAAAGAACAAUAACAGUCUACAGCCAAAAACACCAUAAACUUCAUUAUACUGAAAUGGAUCAGCUGAUUGAGUGGGUAAUGAAGCAAAGAGGAAAAGGGAGUGAAGGAAAAGUUCGGGAGGUUGUGGCUAACAACACUGGUCCUAUCACAAAAUUAAUGAGAGAA
This is a messenger RNA of Geodia barretti, 203 nucleotides long. The record is from the annotation of a GenBank genome assembly. NCBI's taxonomy places the organism in Eukaryota, Metazoa, Porifera, Demospongiae, Tetractinellida, Geodiidae.